AUGACCACGCGUAAUAGCUACCAGUUGGAACGGACACGCAACAACCAACGCCGUAGCCGUGCCCGGAAGCGCGAGUAUGUCGCGGCACUGGAAGCUAGGAUCCGGGAGUAUGAAGAAACCCGAGCACAGCAAGCUUCGCAUGCUACCGAAGCAGACACGGUAGAGAAGCUUCAGCAAGAGAAUGCUCGCCUUAGCCGGUUACUUGAGGCAUUGGGUAUCAAUACGGAGUUUCAGGAUGCCUAUUUAGGAGCUAGUGGCAGUAUUCCAAGUUCAGGAGGACCGUCUUUACCGGCCCAGGCGCUUGGGCAGGAAACCAUCAAUCCUCUACAAGGAGGAACGCCCACAAGUACACUGGCUGUCGGGAAUCAACAGGAAUCAAUGAGCUGCCCGCGGUUUCCUCCUCUUGUUACUUCGAAUGAACUUAGCUGCCAAGGCACAUCGUUAUCUGCGGUGUCAGAGCCUGCACUUUCUUUGGACGAGUGGAUGCAGAAUCCCUUGGUUAAUGCGUCCAUAUUCCCCGCUUCUACACCAUUGAUACCGGAUAUGGUCCAGUCGCAUGGAUUCCAUAGCGUCGCACCGAACCCGAACCCCAUAUCACUGGUCACACAACUCCAGACUGCAUCGCCGGACGGUUUGACCCCGUGUUCAUUAGCUUAUUCUCUCGUCUAUCGCUACAACCGGAAGGGUCACAACACCGCGUAUCUCAAUUUUAGACUUUAUGUGGGGUAUCGGGAAUGUACUGUUAUCAGUGAUGAAUGUGCGGUGGAGAAUAAAGUAUUGUUUGGAGUUUUGGCGGAUAUUUCUUAA
Messenger RNA from Aspergillus tanneri, 807 nucleotides. RefSeq names its product bZIP transcription factor. NCBI's taxonomy places the organism in Eukaryota, Fungi, Ascomycota, Eurotiomycetes, Eurotiales, Aspergillaceae. The transcript is spliced from 3 exons. The record is from RefSeq and is a predicted model, not a curated record. The coding region runs from base 1 to 807 and encodes 268 amino acids.